AUGUUGGAAUCUACAUUUCAGUCCAAACCCGACAACACAUUCGAAAUGUAUGUUGAGCUUCAAAUUCCUAAAGAAGAAAGAACAAUGGAUAUGGAGGAUCACAAAAUAGAAUCCCAAGAGAAGAAGAAGAAGAUCAGUAAAAGGGUUUGCCAUAUUUGCAGCAAAGAGUUCGAUUCGGGCAAAGCCUUAGGAGGCCACAUGAGAAUUCACCUCCAACUUCCAUCACACCUCAAAACUCACCCCACCAUCAAAAAGCCCAACAAUAAAAAACCCACUAUUAACCUUGGUUUGGAUAACAAUCACAAGAAACCAAAUUGCGUUUUGUGCGGCAAGAAUUUCCCGUCAUGGAAAUCGCUCUACGGGCACAUGAGGUGCCACCCGGACCGCGGUUGGAAGGGAAUUAAUCCCCCAUCCUUUUCUUCUUCUUCUUCAUCCGACUCGUCUUCUUUAUCCAAUGAAGACAAUAUGAAAAUAAUAAUAAAAAAAAAUCGAGCUCCAGUUGUCGACCUUGCAGCAUCAAUAAAAGGUUGGUCGGUCACUGCUGAACGAGGCCGCAAGGCUUCUUCCGGAACCUCUUCGGAGAUUUCGAGCGAGUUGCUUAACGCCGUGAAUUAUCUCCUCAUGCUCUCCAGAGGGGGGCCCACCAAUCCAAUUGGGAGUGUUGACUCGGUCAAAAAAGACGAGCAUUGGGAAAACAAAAGGAAGAAGAAAGCAGAUGAUGAUGAUGAUGAUGAUGAUGAUACUUAUUAUACUUGCGAUAAUAAGUCCUUGUCGAGCCACAACAAGCUCAAUGGUAUCGUGGUUCGUUUCGACCUCAAUGAGAUGCCUCCAUCUGAGUUAGAGUCAUCUCACCUCGAUUUCACUUGUUAA
This is a messenger RNA of Striga asiatica, 870 nucleotides long. The record is from the annotation of a GenBank genome assembly. Lineage: Eukaryota; Viridiplantae; Streptophyta; Magnoliopsida; Lamiales; Orobanchaceae.